Penicillium soppii is the source of this 798-nucleotide messenger RNA. RefSeq lists its product as uncharacterized. The record is from RefSeq and is a predicted model, not a curated record. The coding region runs from base 1 to 798 and encodes 265 amino acids. NCBI's taxonomy places the organism in Eukaryota, Fungi, Ascomycota, Eurotiomycetes, Eurotiales, Aspergillaceae. The transcript has 4 exons.
AUGCACCGAGUUCCUGUUGCCCUGAUGGUGUGCAGCUGGAUGUGUUUCCACCCCCUCUCCAAGCCUGCCGCGCCGCUUUCCGACGUUUUCCCCUCCCACUUCGAAUUUCCUUCGCCUCCCCCCGCCACCAAGUCCUCCCCCCAGCCAACUGGCGCCCCUCUCCCUCCAUCCACCGGGCGGCGUCGCCCCGGCCCACCCAAGGGCCGAGACGCCACCGCCGGCGGCCACCGUCCCGAAGCCAGUGGGCCGGCCCCUGCUUGCGGGGGUGUUUACUGGGACCCCCGUAGGCCCGAGGGGACCGAGCCACCGGGGUCACCCUGCCAAGGGCCCCGACCGCCAGUCCCCCCGUGCCCCCGGCAUGUCCCAGCAACGCACCGCUUCCGCAUAACAGGCCGACAUCCAUCUGGCCCAGGACCGGCCCAGUCGGGCAAAACGUCGGACGACUUUGGACUUGGCCGUUUGAACGAUCCUCCCACUCACGUGAUACCUUCACCAACUGGGCCCCCCUUCCCCAUCUCACGCCGGCGCUCCCCUGUCACCCGCCCCUGGCCCCUGCCCGCCAACUGCCCAUCCCCACCCGGCCAACUGAUCGACCGGCCUCCCUCCCAUCUCCCCUCCCCAUCUGAGCGCCGCCAACUGGGCAACCGCCGCUCCAUGUCAGUGCCACCGACUGGCCUAUCCUGCCAUCUGCCACGCCCAUCUCGGCGGCGCCGACUGCUCAGCCGCCCGCGCCCGCCACUCCUCCUAUCCAAGUUGGCCCGUCAACUGGCCAAGGCCUCACCUCAUGGCCUAUCCUGA